Molecule: messenger RNA, 992 nt
Organism: Mastomys coucha (southern multimammate mouse)
Lineage: Eukaryota; Metazoa; Chordata; Mammalia; Rodentia; Muridae
Product: olfactory receptor 1J4-like
Exons: 1
Coding region: 54-992 (312 amino acids)
Biological process (GO): G protein-coupled receptor signaling pathway
Cellular component (GO): membrane
Molecular function (GO): G protein-coupled receptor activity; olfactory receptor activity
Source: RefSeq, a predicted model, not a curated record
GUUUGUUUCUGCAUUCUGUGAUAUCCUCUGUUGACAGCAAAGAGAAGAAUACCAUGAGAACGGGUAACCAGAGUACAGUGGCUGAAUUCAUCCUCCUGGGGCUCCCCAUUCAGCCAGAGGAGCAAGGCUUGUACUCUGCCCUUUUCUUGGCCAUGUACCUGACAACUGUGCUGGGGAACCUGCUCAUCAUCCUGCUCAUCAGGCUGGACUCUCACCUCCACACCCCCAUGUACUUCUUCCUCAGCCACUUGGCCUUCACAGAUAUCUCUUUUUCAUCUGUCACUGUACCCAAGAUGCUGAGGAAUAUGCAUAUUCAGGAUCCAUCCAUUCCCUAUGCAGAGUGUAUAGCACAGAUGUAUUUUUUCAUAUUUUUCACCGAUCUGGACAACUUUCUACUCACUUCAAUGGCAUAUGAUCGGUAUGUGGCCAUCUGUAAUCCCCUGCACUACACCACUAUCAUGAGAGAGGAGCUCUGUAUCUUACUGGUAGCUAUAUCCUGGAUCCUAUCCUGUGCCAGUGCCCUAUCUCACACCCUCCUUUUGGCCCGGUUGUCCUUCUGUGCUGACAACACCAUUCCUCAUUUCUUCUGUGACCUUGCUGCCUUGCUGAAACUCUCAUGCUCAGACAUCUCUCUCAAUGAACUGGUCAUUUUUACAGCAGGCACAACAGUCAUUACUCUGCCACUAAUAUGUAUCUUGAUCUCUUAUGGUCACAUUGUGGCCACCAUCCUGAAAGUUUCAUCUAAAAAAGGGAUCUGCAAAGCUUUGUCCACAUGUGGCUCCCACCUCUCUGUGGUAACUCUGUAUUAUGGUGCAAUUAUUGGACUUUAUCUUAUACCUUCAUCCAGUACUUCUAGUGACAAGGGCAUAGUUGCUUCUGUGAUGUACACAGUGGUCACUCCAUUGCUGAACCCAUUCAUAUAUAGCAUAAGGAACAGAGACAUGAAGGAGGCUUUGAAGAAACUCUUCAACAGGGCAGCAAUCUCAACUUAA